AUGUACCGCCGCAAGAAGGAGCACAAGCGCGGCAUCAAUUACUCGCUCAUGCUAGUCGGCGACUCCGGCACCGGUAAGACCACGUUCGCAAACAAUCUGCUCGAGAGCCCCAUAUUCCCACACCGCUUCGCCAUGGACGCGCCGCAGCUGGCUUUCAACCCGCGUGUGCAGAUCGCCAAGCCCACCAUGGUCGUUUCCUACAACUCCAAGAAUGGCAUUCCGUCACACAUGGCUCAGUUCGAUGCGUCGCGCGAGCAUUUCGAGCCCGGCAUCACCAUAACGUCCACGUCCGUUGAGAUCGCGACCGGCGCAGAGCAGCCUCCGUCGCGGUCCUCCAUGUCCAGCGAGGCGUCGUCUUCGGCCCAGAGCAAUUCCCACAGCCAGGACAAAAUCUCGUUCAACCUGGUCAAGACCCAUGGGCUCGGCGAAAACCUCGACAACACAAUGUGUUUCGACGAGAUCACCGCUUUUCUCGAGCAGCAGUUCGACCAGGUGCUAGCGGAAGAGACCCGUGUCAAAAGAAACCCCCGCUUCGAGGACACCAGAGUCCAUGUCACCUUGUAUUUUAUCCCGCCCACGGGCCACGGGCUCAGAGAAAUGGACGUUGAGAUGAUCAAGCGUCUUUCGCGGUACACAAAUGUUCUACCAAUAAUUUCUCGAGCAGACUCGUUCACUCCAGAGGAACUAAUCAAGUUCAAGAGGCAAAUUAUGGACGACGUCGAGCGCUUCCACGUUCCAGUCUACAAGUUUGAGGUCGAUCCCGAGGAGGACGACAUCGAGACGAUUGAGGAGAACCAAGCCCUCGCAAUGAUGCAGCCAUUCGCCAUCAUGUGCUCCGACGAGAAGAACGAAAACGGUGAAUACGUAAGGCUUUAUCCUUGGGGCGAGAUGCGUGUGGACGAUGACUCGAUUUCUGACCUCCGAGUUCUGAAGAACGUUCUAUUCGGCUCUCACUUCCAAGAGUUCAAAGACACUACUCAGAACUUCCUGUACGAAAACUACAGAGCGGAGAAGUUGUCGUCAGUCUCUGAAUGGGACAUGGACAAAGAGAAGGGCGAGUCUAGCAAACGGGACUCUGCGGCACCAAGCUUAUCUAACUUUGCCUCGCUGAUCACCACAGGUCAGUUUAAGUCCACAAACUCUCUGGCCAUGCCACCUCAGUCUGAAACUCCAACAACUCCCGAUUCCAAAGAAAUUAGCCAAGGCGUCUCUGACUCCCCUGCUUUGAGACAAAUGUCACAAAGCAUAAGGCGUGGCAAUGAAGAGAUCAUUCAAAACAUCAAGAAUUCACCACGCACCUCGACGCCCGGUUCCCCUGACAAGUCAAAGCUGAGAAACAUCUCAGAGACUGUUCCUUAUGUAUUGAAGCAUGAGCGCAUAAUCGCCAAACAGCAGAAGCUCGAAGAAUUAGAGGCACAGUCCGCCAAGGAGCUUCAAAAGCGAAUUCAGGACUUAGAGAAGAGGGCUGCCGAGUUGAAACUGAGAGAAAAGCUACUUCGUCAGCAGCACUUGAACAGUUCAAACACCUCCCUCAACUCGAGACAAUCUGCACAACAGUCGAUGGCUCCUCAAUCGAAGUUGAAAAAGGAGGAAAGCGUUACUGAUCUAGCAUCUAUAGUGAGUGGCAAGGCAUAA
Molecule: messenger RNA, 1635 nt
Organism: Lachancea thermotolerans CBS 6340
Lineage: Eukaryota; Fungi; Ascomycota; Saccharomycetes; Saccharomycetales; Saccharomycetaceae
Gene: SHS1
Product: septin SHS1
Exons: 1
Coding region: 1-1635 (544 amino acids)
Biological process (GO): cellular bud neck septin ring organization; division septum assembly; actomyosin contractile ring assembly
Cellular component (GO): cytosol; cell division site; septin complex
Molecular function (GO): GTP binding; GTPase activity; molecular adaptor activity
Source: RefSeq, a predicted model, not a curated record